AUGGGGGUAGGUGGCCAUGGGGCCUUCGGAGUGGUGGAGCUUGAAGGAGGCGAAGUGGAGACGGAGACGAGAACCCUACUAGCCACUGCCGUUGUCAGCACGCGCGGGGAUGGGCGAGCUCGAGCUAGUUGGGGCUGGGCGAGCAGGCCUUGGGUGCUAAUUGUGCCGCGGGCGUGCAGUCUUCGCGGGUUGCUCCAAUCGAUGGUGCUAGUGCACAAGGAAGAGGCGGGGGUGCAGGAUCGGUGA
This is a messenger RNA of Ilex paraguariensis (yerba mate), 246 nucleotides long. The record is from the annotation of a GenBank genome assembly. NCBI's taxonomy places the organism in Eukaryota, Viridiplantae, Streptophyta, Magnoliopsida, Aquifoliales, Aquifoliaceae.